CUGACUUUUACAGCAAGCCAUUCACUGGCGAAGACGGUCAAAUCGAACCGGGAUCAUGUCGACACCGAGGAAACAACGCCAGGCAACAACCAAUUUGCAAAAACUAUACGACCAGAUCCAAGAGAUAUCGAUCAAGAUCAAACCUAAGCUCAAAGAUAUUCCUUCGUCGUCUUCCAUCGACGCGGCUUCCGUAGUCAAAGACCUCCAUCAAAUCGCAUCCCUAGCGAAAUCGUUCUCAGACCAGUGUCUCAGGUGGGGGAACGAUGCUCAUUUAGCAGAUUUGCUCGAUCAGCAAGGAGUGAACCUAUGGAACGCCUCGGGACUAUUUCGUCAAGAUUCCGACAGCCGUGUUAUUGUCGCAGCAUUACGAUUGGCAGGUUUCCGGCUGAUGGAGGCAGGCCUGGAGGCUGAGCCGAGUAUCCAAGCCCUGUUGCAUAUGCUACAGGUAGCGAGCAAAACCGGGUCAGCACUCUCAGAGCUCGGAAAUAGCGAAUCGGCUGCUAGCGUGUUGACAUGUGCGGCCAAGUUUGAAGAGGCGCUGAGAAACCACAGUGAUCCGGAUCGCACGCACGAACACUCCAAGGCACGCGUCACCACUCUGUAUUUUUCAAGUAGAAUGGAAGCCGCCUGGAGGGAGAAGAACGAGGGUCUUGCAAUGUUUAUGGCUGACAAGAUCACAGACAACGAUAAACAGCUUGCAUUGCUUUCCACUCGUGACCGAGAAUUGCUGGCCUCCAAGUUACUGGACAUCGGCAAAUCCAUUUUGAGAACUUGUCAUCAAGGCGGGAAACUCAUGGCGGACGGCAACAGAGCCCCUGAUGCCCUGAGAUGGAUGCAGAAGGCAUUCCAGGUAAUAGAGCCACUGGAGUGCACCCCCAACUCCGAGUUAGCGGAGCUUAAGCGAGCCGUUCUCAGGAGUCUUGCUCGGGGAUACUUUCUAGCCUCAUCCCAUGAUCCAGAGAAUCUGACGCGGGCGGAAGUUGCGCUGGAAGAGAUUAUCUCCACUAUUGACCCCUCGGUUGAUCACACUAGUUCCGAAUAUCAGCAACUCCGCUGGAUGAAACUAGCUGUGGUCAAGCGGCAAAAAGCUGGGAAUUCAGAGCUUCUUCACGCGCUGGAGUCCAUUAUUGAUAACAUGACUUUUUCUGAGGGCGACUUGUCCGACAUUCUCUUGGAGCUUCGCAGCCUUACUCCCCAGUACGGUGUCGUGACUUCCGCGAUCAAACGUUGCCUCUUGCGGGCAUUGGAUACGUCCGCGAAUGUGGCUUCUAUCGAAAAGUUGCUUGUGUCACUACUAUUCCACUGCUCGAAGGGUGAUGAUCACGGGAAGGCGAUGAAGGAGUUGGAGGAGUCGUUCCAAGAAGUUGUCAAAUCGGACGUUGAACUUUCAAAGGCAGCUGCGAGCGCCUGUCUGACUCUGAUAUGGCAGUAUGGCGACCGUCACUAUCAUGCCUCGCGGUGGCCGGAGGCAGCCGAUUGGUUCAUAUGUGGCACCCAUGCCGUAUUCUCAGGUUUGGGACCCUCAUGCACUUCGAAGUGUCUCCGCAAAGCUGCACUGUGCUAUAUUCAACAAAAGGAGUAUGCAAAGGCGGCAUUUGCCGUCAAACGGUGUCCCGUAAAUGGUGCCACGACCCGUUAUGUGGUAUUUCUGAUCGCUGUGCAUCAAGGUUUGGAAGAUGAAGCUACCAGAGCCGUGAGGGAAAUGGUUGAAGCCACCGAUUUCGAUCGAAGAAUGCUCCUAUUGGCAUGCCGGCUUGCGCACGAUUCCGACAUGAAGAGUCUGCUUUUAUCGGUGCUCAUGGCAUUACUAGAUACCUUGAACUUUCGGAUCGACGUCGAAAACUUGACAGAAGCCAUGACACUGAUACGGUGUAUCAUCAGAUUAACUCUGAAACUCCUCGGACAGCCUGGCGCCAACAUACCACCCCUUGUUAAGACAUUACUGAAUUACUUCAAGAAUGCCAAGAUCCUCGUUGAAAAUGUCGCCUGCGAGAAUUUCGCAUUGGUGAUCCGGGACUUAUCAUGGCUGUGGCGUACUGCGUACAAUUGUGCAAUCGAUGGAUGUUCCAAUUGGGAUAACCACGGCGAAGAAGUUUCUAACGCUUUCGAUAUUGCAAGACAGCUACUCGAAUUAUACAUAGCCAAGACGCUGACGGAAGUAGAGCCUUCUACGUACGUCUAUAUUGCGAAUGCUUCCUUCGCCGCCACCUCUGGGCGAGUGAUCAUAGUGCGUGAACGGUUAUCAGGCGCCGAAGCUGUAGAGCCUGAAGUUCUGCGGAGCCUCUCCGCAGAGAUCAAAUCGUGCGCAGGCAGGAUCGCUGGUCUGCUGGACAAGGUUCCUCCAGCCGAUCGUUCCCAUCUCCAAUCAUUCUUGCACUUUCUGCGUGUCUUCCAUGUUGAAUCAGCAUCACAUCUUGGGGGUUGGCCGUCCGUCCUGGAGACGAUCGAGGAGGCUGCACGCGAUCACCACCAAUCUCUCGUCACCUAUGAGGCAAUUGGAGACGUUCUGUGGGAGAACAAGAAUUGUCCCAUUAACGUACUCUACGCAGCCCUUGAGGCAAUCCUACAUGCAUGCCUCGCACACACCCAGCUGUCUUUGGACAAAUUUUCACGGUGGUUGCGAUCAAUAUGUAGCAUCCUAUUGGCCAAAGGGUCCGGGGCUGACCGGUCUAAAGCCAUUCAGUACUUCGAGCAGGCGAAUGCAGUCCUGGAAGAGCAUGGUGACCUGGUAGAAAACGGAAACUUUCUUUAUCCAACAGAUGAACGAUUAUGGCUCCUUAGCACUGCCUACAACACGGGGGUGGAAUGCCUGCAUGCAUCCCUUGUCGACGAGGCUAGACGGUGGUUCGAAUGCGCCACCGUGAUCUGUCGGUUUGUUCCGAAUGGCAAAGCUCGCGCAGAGAAGAUAUCAGAGACAUAUACCGACCUCCUGGCACACUACACAAGAAGCUAGACGAUACUCAUGGGUUUUGGGCACAUCACACCUGUGUGUGAACGCCACCCAACCUCCUUCGCUUUUUGCCCGCAUGUUUCAAUCACACACACUUGUCGUUCUCGAUAUAUAUGUAUCGUGUGAUGGAAUAGAACCCAUGAGGAUGUCAUCAUUGUUGCGCGAAG
Pisolithus orientalis is the source of this 3117-nucleotide messenger RNA. RefSeq names its product meiosis protein SPO22/ZIP4 like-domain-containing protein. NCBI's taxonomy places the organism in Eukaryota, Fungi, Basidiomycota, Agaricomycetes, Boletales, Pisolithaceae. The record is from RefSeq and is a predicted model, not a curated record. Bases 56 to 2953 code for a protein of 965 amino acids. Gene Ontology annotation, biological process: regulation of synaptonemal complex assembly; meiotic cell cycle. The transcript is spliced from 32 exons.